Messenger RNA from Zingiber officinale, 1681 nucleotides. RefSeq lists its product as uncharacterized. The coding region runs from base 315 to 1358 and encodes 347 amino acids. Gene Ontology annotation, cellular component: cytoplasm. NCBI's taxonomy places the organism in Eukaryota, Viridiplantae, Streptophyta, Magnoliopsida, Zingiberales, Zingiberaceae. The transcript has 4 exons. The record is from RefSeq and is a predicted model, not a curated record.
UUUUUUAAUAUUUCUGAAAUUCUGGGAAAGAUCGAGUGAAAUUUCCUACGAGUUGAUUCCUCGAUUCCAAUUCCCAUUCAAUCUUCUCGUGAUUUUGGAUCCCGUUUUAGACGCAGGUGUCGACCUCCUCGUCACAGGGAUCGCUCGUCGCCGUGACCGGCGAGUCUGAGGGAUCGUCGUUAUUCUAGUCGCGUCAAUCGUCGAUCUCCCCAUGUUUUCAGUUUGUUUAAUGUUUUCGCGCUUAUUUCUUGUGUUUAUUUGAGAUGUCUUUCGAGGUUAAUUGAAGCUUUCUUGAUUGCUUGCCGAAUGCGAUUAUGAACAAUCAGUCAUUUGGAUCAGGAAAUCCCUUUCAUGCUUACACCCGAGGUGACUUCGAUUUGGAGUCAGGAAACUCCAGGAAGAGCUUUCGUAAGCCUAAGAAUUCUAAAUUUAUCGCUCCCAUCAGGAUGAUACAUUCUAUCUCAAACCGCAUUCAUUACUUCUACAAGCUUCACCCAGUUGCAGUCUUUCUCACCUCUUUGUCCUUUGGUAUCGCCAUCCUGGUAGUGCUUUCUUUGUACGAAAGGAAGCUUCAAAUGAUGGAUUUCCGGAGAAGUGGUGACUUGGGUCUGAGCUCAGACUUGUAUCCAUUGCCAAAUCUUCGCAAUCUUGUGAUGGUUGCUGGGCAUUCAAUUUACACGAGCACCAACUGCGGUAAGUUUGACAAUGAGGAUUCAUGGUUCCUAGAACCCUAUCAGAAGAACCCGGGGCAGGCAGCUACAUUCUUGGCACACAUCCAAGUAGGAGUGGAGAGUGCAGCGAAGGAUGAGGGAGCACUUCUUCUAUUUAGUGGUGGGGAAACCCGAAAGGAUGGCGGUCCUCGCAGUGAAGCACAAAGUUACUGGUUUGUUGCAGAGUCUAAAGGCUGGUUUGGACACAAAGAUAGUGUCAGGGAUAGAGCACUCACAGAGGAACAUGCACGGGAUAGCUUUGAGAACCUUCUUUUUAGCGUUUGUCGUUUUCGUGAACUGACAGGCUCUUACCCUCAGAAUAUUACUAUCAUAAGCUAUGAUUUCAAGAGAGAGAGAUUUGCACAGCUGCACCGUCCGGCGAUAGGAUUUCCAGAAGGGAGUUUCUUCUAUGUGGGUACACCUACUGCCCCAGGGUCACAGGAGGCUGCAGAGAAAGGUGAAGCUCUUGCUCGGGCUCAGUUUCAAGAAGACCCAUAUGGUUGUUUCAGUACACUUCACCGGAAGAGACUAACCAGAGAUCCAUUUCACCGGUUUGUCCCUUACCCCGACGGUUGCCCUGAGCUAAAAGGCUUGUUCAGCUACUGCGGUCCAGUUCCAUUUCCCGGGUCGCUUCCUUGGACCAAGUAGUCUCAUUUUCGUCGGGGAUAAACGAAACAAAUCCUAAGUUCCAGUGUGUACAAUGAAGCAUAAAAUCAUCCUUUCAGAUUCAUAAAUGUACUGAAGACGAGAUUAGUGUUGUUACAACUCGAAGAUCAAGGUUUGCGUUGAAAGGAAAGGCUUCUUAGGAUAUUUGUUCAACAAUGUGUGCAUGUAUCAUUAUAUAUAACACCGAUUGUUCUUAGUUUCUUCUACUUUGAUAGCUAAAAAGGUUUUUGUUUUUUUGUUUGUAACUUUUAAUUAGAUAGAUGAUUUUGUCACUUUAAUUAAAUAUUUUAUUCGUUGGCUUCUAA